Molecule: messenger RNA, 354 nt
Organism: Prorocentrum cordatum
Lineage: Eukaryota; Dinophyceae; Prorocentrales; Prorocentraceae
Source: the annotation of a GenBank genome assembly
AUGGCCCGCCUCGAGCAGUAUUGCAGGGACCACGACGACUGCGGGGCCGACAGGGACGGCGACCGCUGUUGGCGCGUGCGCGACAACGACGCCGGGCCCGUGCUGUUCCCGCCGCUGGCGUUUCACUUCGGAGGCGGCGUGCAUAUCAGCUGGAUGCCGCAGCAGUACCUGCACCAGUCCGGCGAGGAAGCGCGCUGGUGCCGGACUUUCAUGCAGAAUUCCAUCCCCCAGACCGUGCUUGGCAUCUCCGUCAUGCUCCACAAGGACUUCAUCUUCGACAUCGGCAACGGCCGGCUGGGCGUGGCCGACGCGGCGUGCCCGGAGUACUACGAGGAGCCCACCGACGGCGACCAG